AUGCAGUUUGGAAACGCGCUCAUCACUUUGGUUGCGCUUUACGCCAACAUGGCCGAUGCUGGAGUCACAGCUUCACAAGCAAAGACAGCCAAACCCCAAGAAAUGUGCGUCCUCAGCCUUACGCUCGACGGCAAAACCCUCAGAAGCGAGUUUGUAGAACCAGGCCAGGUGUACCCGGCCGUAUUUCAACUCCAUGGCCGUGCCAUUUGGAUCAAGCUUGAAGACGAUUGCACCUUAACGAGAUUGGGACCCUUCUCAGAGUUUCAUGAGCCCCCGCCUUACAAGUUGACAAGCGUGAAGGCUUCGUCCUUGCCGCCAGGCUUCCAGCCUUUCCAAUUGAAGAUGACUCUUGAAGAGCUUGAAAUCUUGGAGGCCCAGGCGCUAAGUACUAUGCACUUUAAGCAAGUCUGCCACUUAACCAUACUGGUCGCGCUGCAAGCCCACACAGUCGCCGGCGCCGACGUCGAACCACCCGGGGCCAGCGUCAAGCCAACAGAAGCCGCACGCCGCCGAGUCUUCAAGAUCGAUGGAGAGGAAUUCACCCCGCUCGAAACUGACUGCCUUAUUCGCAUUUUCAAAAAUAAAAAGACGGUUCAUGCCUUGUUUGUACCGCCUGGAACGGAAUUAGAUUGGCGUCUGGAUCAUAACCAUUAUGCUGUUGGUAUCAAGCAUAAUUGUGACAUUAUAAUAGGCUGGAAACCCUCGUCCUGGAGAAUCGAGGGCGACAAGGUCUCGAGUUUGGCAGAUGGUUUUAGCGUUGUCACGACUAAAUCAACAGACUAA
This is a messenger RNA of Pyricularia grisea, 783 nucleotides long. RefSeq lists its product as uncharacterized. The transcript is spliced from 2 exons. The record is from RefSeq and is a predicted model, not a curated record. Lineage: Eukaryota; Fungi; Ascomycota; Sordariomycetes; Magnaporthales; Pyriculariaceae. The coding region runs from base 1 to 783 and encodes 260 amino acids.